UUUCCAGCCUCCCAGCCCUGACCUGGCUGAUAUAGAUCAGAUGGUGACUGAAUAGAAGCUAUCCCAGUCCUGGGUCCAUGAUGUAUGCACCAGUUGAACUUUCAGAAGCUGAAUACCCACAAGUUGAAUAUCAAAGAAGAGAGCAAUUUUGGGACCCUAUACGGCUAGCUCUUUUCACAUUGGCAAUUGCGGCAAUCAUAGGAAUUGCGAUUGGAAUUGUUACUCAUUUUGUUGUUGAGGAUGAUAAGUCAUUCUAUUACCUUGCUUCUUUUAAAGUCACAAAUAUCAAAUACAGAGAAAAUUAUGGUGUAAAAUCCUCAAGAGAGUUUAUAGAAAGGAGUCAUCAGAUUGAGAGAAUGAUGUCUAGGAUAUUUCGACGUUCUGGAGGGGGUCGAUUUAUCAAAUCUCAUGUUAUCAAAUUAAGUCCAGAUGAACAAGGUGUGAAUAUUCUUAUGGUGCUCAUGUUUCGAUACCCGUCUACUGAUAGUGCUGAACGAAUCAAGGAAAAAGUUGGAAAGAUUUUAUAUCAAAGUCUGAAGACCAGACAGUUACCUUUGACGAUAAGCAAACCAUCAUUUAGACUCACACCUAUUGACAGCAAAAGGAUGAGGAACCUUCUCAACAGUCGCUGUGGGAUAAGGAUGACUUUUUCAAACAUGCCAUUACCAGCAUCAUCUUCUACUGAAAGGAUUGUCCACGGAAGAGAAACAGCUGUGGAAGGGGAGUGGCCAUGGCAGGCCAGCCUUCAGCUUAUAGGGGCAGGACAUCAGUGCGGAGCCAGUCUCAUCAGUAACACGUGGUUGCUCACAGCAGCUCACUGCUUCCGGAGAAAUAAAGACCCAAGUCAAUGGAUUGUCACUUUUGGUACGACUAUAACACCGCCUGCUGUGAAACGAAGUGUGGGGAAAAUUAUACUUCAUGAAAAUUACCAUAAAGAAACAAAUGAAAAUGACAUUGCCUUGGCUCAGCUCACAACCCGAGUUGAGUUUUCAAAUAUAGUCCAGAGAGUUUGCCUCCCAGAUUUGUCUAUCAGGUUGCCACCUAAAACAAGCGUAUUUGUCACAGGAUUUGGAUCCAUUGUAGAUGAUGGACCUACACAAAAUAAACUUCGGCAAGCCAGGGUGGAAACCAUAAGCACUGAUGUAUGUAACAGAAAGGAUGUGUAUGAUGGCCUGGUAACUUCAGGAAUGUUAUGUGCUGGAUUCAUGGAAGGAAAAGUAGAUGCAUGUAAGGGUGAUUCUGGUGGACCUCUGGUGUAUGAUAAUCAUGACAUCUGGUAUAUUGUUGGAAUAGUAAGUUGGGGACAAUCAUGCGCUCUUCCCAAAAAACCCGGGGUCUACACGAGAGUGGCUAAGUAUCGCGACUGGAUUGCCUCAAGGACUGGUAUCUAGAGUGAAUUGUCCAUGUAUUAUAUAUGUGGCAAAUGGAGCUGAAACUACUCAAUAUUGUAUAUUAUUUCUAUUCAUGUGGUUUGGAUCAGUGCUUUUGCUAGACGUCAAGAAACCCUUCCAACCCAAUCUAAUAUCACAAGGUGGCCUUUGUGUUUGUAUGACCAAACUCUCUCUCUUCCAUGAGGGAAGAAGACACAGUAAAUGACAGAUGGCACUGACUGUUUACUCACAAGGGAAAGAUUUGUGAUACUUCCUAAUAAGAUGAAUAUUUAUAAGUGGUUUCCCCCAGUGGAAGAUGGGGAGCAUCAUCUUCCACAGGAUAUGAAAAGCCGCCAGUGCUGCCAAAAUCUUACUUCAUAUAAUACCCGAAGCACCUGGAAUUCUAGAAAAAAAUCAAACAGCAGUCUCCCCUGAGAAUUCAGGACUUCAGCAUUCUAGAACUGAUGACUGGACAUUCAAUGGCUAGAGUGGAGAAGCAUGGGAUUAUAACUUGAAAAUUAACCUGGGUUUAUAUCUAGCGAUAUGGAGCAUUAUCAUUAACCAUAAGAGUUGACAUGUAAAAGUGUCGAAAUGUAUAUGAACUUGCUAUUAACUCUGUUAAACACUCACACUAGCUUCAGGUAGCAUGUUGUAUUGUUAAGAAGCAUUUCUGAUUUAUUCUAUAACAGCGUUUUGACAUUCGUGCUUCGAAUUGGAGUCAACCCAGAAAGGA
Messenger RNA from Galeopterus variegatus (Sunda flying lemur), 2103 nucleotides. RefSeq names its product transmembrane protease, serine 11F (gene TMPRSS11F). The transcript is spliced from 10 exons. The record is from RefSeq and is a predicted model, not a curated record. Gene Ontology annotation, biological process: proteolysis. Lineage: Eukaryota; Metazoa; Chordata; Mammalia; Dermoptera; Cynocephalidae. Gene Ontology annotation, cellular component: plasma membrane; extracellular region. Bases 78 to 1391 code for a protein of 437 amino acids. Gene Ontology annotation, molecular function: serine-type endopeptidase activity.